AAAACGAAAACGAAGUUACGAAGGGGUGAAAUUGAGAACAAAACAAAGAUGAUGAGCGCCACCAGUCCACCCUCCAAUUAUCCACCAUUCUCAUUCUGUCACCCUUCAUCGUUUCUCUGCCUACAUCACGGAACGCCCAACCCAGUAAAUCUAGCAUAGUAUUUUAGAAAUUACAGUCAAAUCCUACCUGCUCUAUUUUCGGAAAAUUAGUUUAAUCAAUUUUGAUUCUUUUAAAUACACUUGCUCAGCAGCCCCCAAAUCCCCUGUUAUUCAGAGAAAAAACAAAUCUUCCCCUUUUGCGUCUUUGUUGAUGCUCAUUGAAGCUGCCCAAUUAAGUGAAAGAUGGUUGCUUUCGGGAAGAAGCUGAAGGAUAGACAGAUUGAAGAAUGGAAUGGAUAUUACAUCAAUUACAAGCUCAUGAAGAAAAAGGUGAAACAAUAUGCUCGCCAGAUUGAGGCAGGAGGGGUAGAACGCAGAUAUGUCCUCAAAGACUUUUCAAGAAUGCUCGAUAACCAGAUUGAGAAGAUUGUUCUUUUUCUACUGGAGCAACAAGGGCUGCUUGCAAGCAGAUUAGAGGCGCUUGGGUUACAACAAGAUGCUCUUCAACAGGAACCAGAUUUUGUAAAGAUAAAUGAAUUAAGGGAAGCGUAUAGAGAAGUUGGAAGAGAUUUAUUGAAACUAUUGUUUUUUGUUGAGAUUAAUGCAGUUGGGUUGCGUAAAAUUCUCAAGAAAUUUGAUAAACGUUUCGGUUAUAGAUUUACUGAUUACUAUGUAAAAACUCGGGCAAAUCAUCCUUAUUCUCAACUUCAGCAAGUCUUUAAGCAUGUGGGUUUAGGUGCAGUGGUAGGUGCCAUAUCUAGAAAUCUUGCAGAGCUUCAAGAUCGUCAAGGGAGCUAUCUAUCAAUUUAUGAUCAACCUGCUCUUCCUCUCCAGGAACCAAUAAUCGACACCAUAAUAGCAGCAGUGGACAGAUUAAGCUACUCAACAAAUUUCCUGACAUUUUUAGGGCAACAUGCUCUGAUCAUGCAAGAGGAAUUACCAACACCUUUGGAAGAACACAUUGAUGAUGAAAGAUACCAUUUCAUGUCACUUAUGUUGAACCUAGUCAACACCUUUCUUUAUAUGGUCAACACUUAUAUCAUUGUUCCAACAGCAGAUGACUACUCCAUGAGCUUAGGAGCUGCUGCAACGGUUUGUGGGAUUGUGAUUGGUGCCAUGGCUGUUGCACAGUUGUUUUCUUCUGUUUAUUUCAGUGCUUGGUCAAACAGAUCAUAUUUCAGACCAUUGAUCUUUAGCAGCAUUGUUCUUUUCAUGGGUAAUGUCAUGUAUGCAAUGGCUUAUGAUAUGAACUCCAUUACAGUGCUUUUACUUGGUCGUGUGUUUUGCGGGCUUGGUUCAGCUAGAGCUGUGAACAGAAGGUAUAUCAGUGAUUGUGUGCCUUUAAAGAUCAGGAUGCAGGCUUCUGCAGGUUUUGUUAGUGCAAGUGCUCUUGGAAUGGCUUGUGGGCCCGCACUUGCUGGUUUGUUACAAGUCAAAUUCAAGUUUUAUAAGAUCACAAUUGACCAAAAUACAGCCCCUGGUUGGAUUAUGUCUUUUUCAUGGUUGAUUUAUCUAAUUUGGUUAUGGAUCUCUUUUAGAGAACCUGGUCAACCAAGGGAUGAGAAUCAUGCACCCGAAUCUACCACGGCUCCCACGAAUAGCGAUGUUCUUGAAAAGGGUUCAACUACUCAACCACUGCUCAUAAGUUCUAAGCCUCACAAUGAUGAAGAAGAUGAAGACCAAGAAUGUGAUGUUAGUGAAGAAACUACAGAAGAUUCACGGGCACCCGUUAAUUCUAUAGGAGCAGCCUACAGAUUGCUCACACCUUCGGUCAAGGUUCAACUUUUGAUUUAUUUCAUGUUAAAAUACGCGAUGGAGAUUUUGCUAUCAGAAUCUAGUGUUGUUACCACGUAUUACUUCGGUUGGACUACUGGAAAAGUUGCAAUCUUUCUUGCUUGUCUCGGUUUGACUGUUCUUCCGGUCAAUAUGAUUGUUGGAAGCUACAUCAGUAACAUGUUUGAAGACAGACAAAUUUUACUAGCAUCUGAAAUCAUGGUCUGUUUCGGUAUUCUCAUGAGCUUUCAUGUCAUCCUUCCGUACUCUGUCCCACAAUAUGUUGUUUCGGGACUCAUCAUGUUUGUGUCGGCUGAAGUGUUAGAAGGUGUGAAUUUGGCGCUUCUGUCACGGGUGAUGUCAUCAAGGCUGUCACGUGGGACAUUCAAUGGGGGGUUGUUAUCAACAGAAGCGGGAACGAUUGCUCGGGUGAUUGCAGAUGGCACAAUCACACUUGCAGGGUAUUUGGGGGAAAGCAAACUUUUGAAUGUCACAUUGCUGCCUUCACUUGUGAUUUGCAUAAUGUCGAUUGUUGCCACUUGUUUCACGUACAAUUCUUUGUACUGAUUGAUUAAUAAUGAUGAUGAAGAUUGGAGUAUUUGGUUUGGUGUGUACGAUAUUGAUAGGUGAUUAUUUUUGGACGUUUAUAUUCA
Lactuca sativa (garden lettuce) is the source of this 2525-nucleotide messenger RNA. RefSeq names its product SPX domain-containing membrane protein At4g22990. Gene Ontology annotation, molecular function: transmembrane transporter activity. The record is from RefSeq and is a predicted model, not a curated record. NCBI's taxonomy places the organism in Eukaryota, Viridiplantae, Streptophyta, Magnoliopsida, Asterales, Asteraceae. Gene Ontology annotation, cellular component: plant-type vacuole membrane. Gene Ontology annotation, biological process: transmembrane phosphate ion transport from cytosol to vacuole.